Seriola dumerili (greater amberjack) is the source of this 2751-nucleotide messenger RNA. It is a transcript of the gene aacs, whose product is annotated as acetoacetyl-CoA synthetase. Gene Ontology annotation, cellular component: cytosol. Gene Ontology annotation, biological process: positive regulation of insulin secretion; lipid metabolic process. Gene Ontology annotation, molecular function: acetoacetate-CoA ligase activity. Lineage: Eukaryota; Metazoa; Chordata; Actinopteri; Carangiformes; Carangidae. The record is from RefSeq and is a predicted model, not a curated record. The transcript has 18 exons. The coding region runs from base 120 to 2150 and encodes 676 amino acids.
GCUAGUACCCGGUGAUCUAAUUUAACACAAGCCCCCACCUCAGGGACAGUUAGCUUCAGCAGGGCGCUCAGGACUCGCGCUAACCGGUGUUUGGCAGCCGACGAAGGGACGCAACAAAGAUGUCUAAAGACACUGAAGGGAAAAGCGAGAAAAUUAUGGAUAUGGAGAGCAAGGUGCUGUGGUACCCGGACUCCAAGAGGAACACACAGAUGGACAAGUUUAGGAUACAGGUCAGCGGGGACUACGGACUUAAUCUGGUUAACUACAAUGACCUGUACCAGUGGUCGGUGGAGAGCUACCCAGAGUUCUGGGCAGAAGUGUGGCGCUUCUGUGGAGUAGUCGGCUCCAAACCAUAUGAGGAGGUGGUGGAUGUAUCCAAGCGGAUCUCAGAUGUUCCCGAGUGGUUUAAAGGGGCUCGGCUUAACUACGCCGAGAACCUGCUCAAACACGCAGACCAGGACAAAGUGGCUCUAUACGCUGCAACGGAGGCAAAUGAGGAGAUUGUGAAGGUCACGUUUGGGGAGCUCAGGCGUGAUGUGGCGUUGUUUGCCGCAGCCAUGAGGAAGAUGGGAGUCCAGACUGGAGACAGGGUUGUAGGCUACCUACCUAAUGGUAUCCAUGCAGUGGAGGCCAUGUUAGCAGCCGCCAGCAUCGGGGCCAUUUGGAGCUCCACGUCUGUCGACUUUGGGGUCAACGGUGUUCUUGACAGAUUUUCUCAAAUCCAGCCCAAACUGAUCUUCUCUGUUGCCGCUGUGGUUUAUAACGGCAAAACACAUGACCACAUGGAAAAGCUGACCAGUGUUGUCAAAGGUCUGCCUGACCUAAAGAAAGUAGUUGUGAUUCCCUACGCUCGCUCCAAACACGAGACUGACCUCUCCAAGAUCCCCAACAGUACAUUUAUAGACGAUUUCUUGGCGUCCGGGCGCGGGGAGGCCGACCAGUUUCCUCAGCUGGAGUUUGAGCAGCUUCCGUUCAGUCAUCCUCUGUUCAUCAUGUACUCCUCGGGAACCACAGGAGCUCCUAAAUGCAUGGUCCACUCUGCCGGGGGCACACUUAUCCAACACUUGAAGGAGCACAUUCUCCAUAGCAAUAUGACCAGCAGUGAUGUCAUCAUUUAUUACACUACGACUGGCUGGAUGAUGUGGAACUGGCUGGUGUCUGCUUUGGCAGUGGGAGCCUCAGUGGUUUUAUAUGACGGUUCACCACUAAUGCCCACACCCGAUGUACUGUGGAACCUGACAGACCAGCUGGGAAUCACUAUCUUUGGUACCGGGGCCAAGUGGCUGUCUGUGCUGCAGGAGAGGAACCUGAAACCCUCGGAAACACACAACCUCCAGUCUCUCCACACCAUCCUGUCAACUGGCUCUCCUCUCAAACCUCAGAGCUACGACUACGUCUACCGCUGCAUCAAGAGCAACGUGCUGCUGGGCUCCAUCUCAGGUGGCACAGACAUAGUGUCAUGUUUCAUGGGCCAAAACCCAACAGUUCCAGUGUAUCGGGGCGAGAUCCAGACAAGAAACCUCGGCAUGGCUGUGGAAGCCUGGGGCCUCGAUGGUAAGCCUGUAUGGGGGGACAGUGGGGAGCUUGUCUGCUCCAAACCAAUCCCCUGCCAGCCAACACACUUCUGGAAUGACGAGAAUGGGAGCAAAUACCACAAAGCAUACUUUUCUACAUAUACUGGUGUGUGGGCUCAUGGUGACUACUGUAAGAUCAACCCAAAGACGGGAGGCAUUGUCAUGCUGGGCAGAAGCGACGGUACACUGAACCCCAACGGAGUCCGAUUUGGCAGCUCAGAGAUCUACAACAUUGUGGAGGCGUUCGAGGAAGUGUCAGACAGUCUUUGUGUCCCUCAGUACAAUGCCGACGGAGAAGAGCGAGUUAUUUUGUUCUUAAAGAUGGCUCCUGGUAAGCCCUUCUCUCCGGAGUUGGUGGCAAAGAUUAAAGGCGCCAUUAGAAAAGCUCUGUCCGCCCGACACAUCCCUGCGCUGCUGCUGGAGACCAGAGACAUUCCUUACACCAUCAGCGGGAAGAAGGUGGAGGUGGCUGUGAAGCAGGUGAUCGCUGGCCGGGAGGUGGCGCAGAGAGGGGCUUUCUCCAACCCCGAUUCACUGGAGCUCUAUAAGAACAUUCCUGAACUGCAAAACUAUUAAGAGAUGAGGCUUCACAGAGCUGCAGAGAGGACCCACGACAAGGAACCACCUGAUGAGAAUUCAGCUUAGUUUUUAAAAUUAACUUCAUUCAGAUUUACUAGAACAGGGAGACAUGCAAAGUGCAGUGCAAAAAGGCACUCUGAGCUUUUGUACAGGGCAUAAAAAGAAAAUAUAUAUGUAUGUCAAAAUGAUGCAAAAUUUGGUACAAAAAUGUGUAUAUAUGAUAAUAAGUCUAUGGUACCAGGCAGAACUGGGAUUUUACAAACAUGAAGGGUACUGCUCCAUAGGCUAGAUUACAAACAAGCGGUCAAGCAGCCGCUCUUAGUCCGCCAUGUUGUGCGAGUAAAUGUUGAACUGGACUCAGCUUUGGGUGUAACGUGACGUGCUUAGCAUCACUUGUGAAUAAGCUCGCGCUCCGAAGCCACCGACAAUGGAGGAGUGAAAUUUGUCAUUAAGCGCUUUGCUGUGGCCUCACAGUCUGAUUGCUAUCAGCCAGUGAAGAACCAUAUCUCCCUGUGUCACCUGCUUUAACCGUGGUGUUGUUUCUGAGUGGGUCCCAGGCUGAAAAUCCAUGGAAGUGUGCAGAUAAACACAAACACAA